AUGUCAGAUUCCAACACAACUGACUUCACCAACCCCUCCACCUUCAUCCUGCUGGGCAUUCCUGGCCUGGAGGCAGCCCAUGUGUGGAUCUCCAUCCCCUUCUGCACCAUGUACACCAUAGCCAUGUUAGGAAACUUCACCAUCCUGUUCAUCGUGAAGAGGGAGCCGAGCCUUCAUGUGCCUAUGUACUAUUUCCUCUGCAUGCUGGUCAUCACCGACCUGGUCCUGUCCACAUCCAUCCUGCCUAAAACACUGACCAUCUUCUGGUUCAAUUCCAGGGAGAUCGAUUUCGGUGCCUGUCUCACCCAGAUUGCACCGCUAUCUUUCCUGGUGGUCCGGGAUCAAUGCGAGAUCUCCCUUGGUGGGGAUGUGUCUCGAGACCCUUUCCAAUCCCGCUCACUUGGGCUCUUGACCGCCACUCAAGGCAGAUCUCCCAUGGUGGGGAUGUGUCUGUCUGAGCUUAGGCCUUGUCUCCAAGGAUUUCGAGAUUCUCACGGCUACCAGUUGACUGCGAUUUCCUUACGGUCCGUGGACCGGGCAGAGACCACUAUUGGCACGUCCUUCACCGAGGAUCAGAUGUACUUCCUUCACUGCUUCUUAGUAACAGAGUCUGGGAUCUUCAUGGCCAUGGCUUUUGAUCGCUAUAUGGCCAUCUGUGAUCCCCUGAGACAUUCAAUCAUCCUGACAAACUCCAUGGUGGCCAAGAUCGGCCUAGCCGUGGUGCUGCGUAGCAGCAUUCUCAUGCUCCCCUAUAUUCUAGUGGCAAGGCAGUGGCCAUAUUGCAGAACCAACAUCAUACCCCACUUUUACUGCCAACACAUGGCCGUGGUGAAGCUGGCCUGUGCCGAAAUCCAUGUCAGUAAUUACUACAGCCUCUCUGUGGUAUUCUGUGUAUUUGCUCUGGAUCCAUUUGUUAUUGCUGUGUCCUAUACCCAGAUCCUCAGGGCCAUCUUCAGCCUGCCCACAAAGGACGCUCGGCUCAAGACUUUUGGGACCUGCGGCUCCCACCUCUGUGCCAUCUUAGCCUUCUACAUCCCAUGUCUCUUCUCCGUCCUCACGCACCAGUUUGGCAAGAAUAUGGUCUCUCAUUUCCACAUUCUCAUUGCCAGCAUUUACCUUCUGAUGCCCCCCAUGCUAAACCCCAUUAUCUAUGGGGUGAGGACCAAACAGAUCCGGGACAGGCUGCUGCGGCUGUUUAGUCAUAAAGGGACUAAUAUCUAA
This is a messenger RNA of Gopherus evgoodei (Goodes thornscrub tortoise), 1221 nucleotides long. RefSeq names its product olfactory receptor 52E4-like. The coding region runs from base 1 to 1221 and encodes 406 amino acids. Gene Ontology annotation, cellular component: membrane. The record is from RefSeq and is a predicted model, not a curated record. Gene Ontology annotation, biological process: G protein-coupled receptor signaling pathway. NCBI's taxonomy places the organism in Eukaryota, Metazoa, Chordata, Testudines, Testudinidae. Gene Ontology annotation, molecular function: olfactory receptor activity; G protein-coupled receptor activity. The transcript has 3 exons.